This is a messenger RNA of Vigna umbellata (rice bean), 1348 nucleotides long. RefSeq lists its product as uncharacterized. Gene Ontology annotation, molecular function: 5'-3' DNA exonuclease activity; damaged DNA binding. NCBI's taxonomy places the organism in Eukaryota, Viridiplantae, Streptophyta, Magnoliopsida, Fabales, Fabaceae. Gene Ontology annotation, biological process: double-strand break repair via nonhomologous end joining; interstrand cross-link repair. The record is from RefSeq and is a predicted model, not a curated record.
AACGCUCUCUCUCAAACGCGUGGAACAAAAAAUGGAGAAGGGGUUAAUCUCCGUAGACCGUUGGGCAAAAGGAAGCGAAGCUUACUUUCUCACCCACCUCCACUCCGACCACAUCCACGGCCUCACCUCCACGUGGUCCCACGGACCCCUCUUCUGCUCCUCCGUCACCGCCAAACUCCUCCCCUUCAAGCUCCCCGACUUCAAUCUCUCCCUCCUCCACAUCCUCCACACCGGCGCCUCCCUCACUCUCACCCUCUCAUCCACCGUCAUCCACGUCACCGUCAUAGACGCCUGUCACUGCCCCGGUUCUAUCAUGCUCCUAUUCCGCGGCGACUUCGGCUGCUUCCUCCAUACCGGCGACUUCAGGUGGGAAGCCACGUGCCAGAGAGCAACCAACGCCCGUCACAUGCUUGACCACGCUCUCCAGAACCUUCCUGUCGUUGACAUCGUUUACCUCGACAACACCUACUCCAGUCCUAUCUAUGAUUUUCCGCCUCGCCAUGUAGCAGCUCAGAAGGUUAUAGAUAUCAUUUCUUCGCAUCCCGAUCAUGAAGUCAUUAUCGGGAUUAACACUUUAGGGAAGGAAGAUCUGCUGAUUGAAAUUUCGCGUGCGCUUCAAAUCAAGAUUUGGGUAUGGCCAGAGCGGUUGCGGACUAUGCAUCUUCUUGGUUACCCUGAUAUUUUUACAACGAACACGUCUCUUACUAGAGUUAGAGCUGUUCCUCAACAUAAUUUAAGCAUUCGAACUUUAGAGGCAUUUAAUACAAUGCACCCAACUAUAGGAAUCUUGCCAUCGGGUCUUCCAUGGAUAAAGAAAUCACUUCAAAAGAACGAGUUUCUUUCUGGUUCCUUUUUGACAUCAUCUCGUUGUACGAGAGGCAAAUGGAGUGCAAAUAGUGAGGUAGAGAUUGGUGACCAAAUUGGAAACAUAGGAUCGCCAGACAAAAUUCACGAGUACAUGUACACAGUUCCCUACUGUGAUCACUCCAACUAUGAGGAGAUUGAAGAGUUUAUAAAGCUUGUUCAACCAACCAGACUCAAGGGCAUUGUGGCUUACUCGUCAUGCUGUAUUGAACCCAUGUACUAUUUUGGUCGACUUUGUUGUGUCGACCAACAGACACAACAGUUGUAUGAGGAAAAGAAAAGGGAAGAACGUUGUAAAAGAGAAAGAGAAGAAGCAGUCAGCUCCAAAGCUUCAUAUGCAGGUGAUAAUGUUCAGACAGAUAGAGACAGAAGCAAGGCUUUGAAGGGUAGGUUUUCUGGUGUUCGUCUGAGCAGGUUUAGUAGAUUAAGAAAAACUCACCGUGGUGCAAAACUUCGGGGAGAUAACAGUUCUGAUGAAGAAUGA